This is a messenger RNA of Ostrinia furnacalis (Asian corn borer), 1080 nucleotides long. RefSeq lists its product as uncharacterized. The transcript is spliced from 4 exons. Bases 141 to 950 code for a protein of 269 amino acids. The record is from RefSeq and is a predicted model, not a curated record. NCBI's taxonomy places the organism in Eukaryota, Metazoa, Arthropoda, Insecta, Lepidoptera, Crambidae.
CCGAGGCCAACAACACACAUACCAACAUUGGAUAGACGGCUGAAUCUGAUUGGCUGUUGGCCUCAGUACCAUACUGCACACAUGAGUGUGUAGACGCUUUCUGUGUGUGACUUUUAGUGAAAUAAGUUCUAUAAGUAGCGAUGUCGUGGAGUAACGAUACUGUAUUAGAAUUCAUAGAACUUUACAAAAAGGAACAAAUACUUUGGGAUCCAAAACAUCCUUUGCAUAGAAAUAGAAGUGAAAUUACGGAUGCUUGGCUUCGAAUACAAAUGUCUUUGAGCAUAAAUUGUACGAUCCCUGACCUCAAAAAGAAAAAAGAGUCUCUGAUGACGUCGUUUAGGAUGCAUUUAAACAAAAAGAAAAAUCAAGAGGGCUAUCACACGCCAUGGUUUGCCUAUCCGCUGAUGGAAAGCUUUCUUGGCGGGAGAUACGAAUGCGACAGUACAAAUCAAAUGGAAAGCGAGUUCUUUGACACAUCUUACAACUCGCUACAAGUGAGCGACCACAAAAGUCGAACCACCGCCCAUUGUAUUCGAAUCAACGCAGAUGGGUCGCCAUACAAACCCGCUGGAAGCGCAGCGCAGUCCCAGAGCAAAUGUGGUACUGAAAUUUACAUCAAGAAGAACCCAUCAGACACAUCGAAGUUGAUAAAAAAUAAUGCUGAGAAGCGCGAAGCCGACGAAUACGACCUAUACGGCCAGCUUUUGGCGAAGAAAUUAAGGAAACUGGAUGAGCACCAGCGUGACGUCACUAUGCACGAGAUAGACAACAUCAUGUUUCGCGCCAAAAUGCAGAGCUCGUCGCAGGCCGGCAGGUACUCCCCGCCUUCCCCGGCGCAGAGGAAAGUGAAGUCUCCUGUGUUCAUUGUCACUCACUCUCAAAGCCGCCUGGAGUAUGAAGACGAGAACGUACCAUACCAAGAUCAACUGCAGACCCAACCACCUUCUUAAGACUAUUUCCUGCCUAUUGAUUUUCCUACCUACUUAUUGAUUGUUCUAAAAAUAGGUUACUUGUUGUUACUAGAUUGUGCAUAAAUAUUUUUAUAGAUUUUGAUAAAUAAUUAAUAAGUUAAUUUAUUAA